GGGAGGGGGGUCCAGCGCGGAUCCAAGAAAUCCGCGCGGACCUCCGAGUUGUUAUGGUCAUGCCAGUUUCCGUUUCUUGACAUACACUGAACCUGUGGGGGCCACCUGCGUCCCACAGGUCGUUGCAUCAUUCGGUGUCCAGAUCACCUCGGAUGGCCUCGGAUAGCCUAGGAUAGCGUCGGAUUGUAUCGGAGACGGAUUCGAAGAUGGCGUGGAUAGCUGGGCCAGGUGGGGUAGAGAACGUGUCCCCAUAUGUUCGACAAACGUGAGGUUUUCCUGCUCGUUCCCGAUGGGGCCCACGCUGAUCCAGACGUUCGGCAUGACGAACUUGCAGUUUGGGAUGCUUACUACAACGUUUGCGUUUGCGAAGCUCUGCUGGAACAUCCCUUCGUCGAUCCUUGCGGAGAGGUACGGGAGAAAGCCGUUGCUGGUUGGCGGCCUCUGCUGUAUUGCCACAGGGCUGGGAGGGGUGGCGGCCGCAUCGUGCUACGAGGAGCUGUUGCUCCUCCGGCUCCUUGUCGGCACCGGCGUGGCAUCCACCUUCACCGCGGCGGGCAUGUACAUCACUGACAUUUCGCACCCGCUGAAUUCCGCCCGGACGCGGGCACCCAUGCAGAUGGGCAUGUCGGCAGGGCUGCUUCUCGGGCCGGCCGGAGGAGGGUAUCUGCUGGAGCAUUGGGGGCUGCAGACGACCUCCGUGGUGGUCGGCUUGAUAUCGCUCGGGACAGUCCUGCUCGCGUCUCUGGUGCUGCCCGAGACCUUGGUGCACAGCGGCGCGCGCCGUCGCACAGGUGGGCUGAUGCAGACGCUGCAGUCCUGGGGCCCAAUCCUGCAAGACAAGAGCUUCCGGAGGAUACUAUCCUGGGGGUUCUGUUACAAUGGUGCCUUCUUCGCGGCCCACGCUCUGCUCCCAUUGGCGUUCACGGAUCUGUCAUUAUCGCCUUCUGUGAUUGGCGGCGUGUCCACUGCCAACGCAGUGGUGGGCCUCAUUGCCACUCCCAUCGUGGCGCGGGCUGCCGACCACUUCGGGAAGCUCGCUGUUGUUCUGCCUGGGGCUGUACUGUAUGGGUCUUGCUUGAUAUUGGUGCCGCAGGCAACUUCACUUUUAGAACUCCUGCCGAUACUGGCUACCAUGCAGGUGGGUGGUGCCAUGUGCUCUCAAGGCCAAAUGCAUGCAAUGGACCAGGUCGGUAUUCGGCACCGAGCCAAAGUGCCAGGACUUUGGAACACAUUUGGAGACGUAGGAAUGCUGACCACGUCUGCCGCCUGUGCCACCAUUGCUCAGCUGUCAGGGACAACCACUGCAUUUCAGGCUGACGGAAUGUUCUUGUUGGUCGCCACUAGUGUUCUGUUUUGGGUGUCAAGGCUGAGAUGACCUUGCGAACAUGUCGACAUGGUAGGCCCGAGGUGCUUGCGAAUAUUCUUCAGCGUGCGCUGGAAAUGUGCCC
Prorocentrum cordatum is the source of this 1448-nucleotide messenger RNA. The record is from the annotation of a GenBank genome assembly. NCBI's taxonomy places the organism in Eukaryota, Dinophyceae, Prorocentrales, Prorocentraceae.